AUGCACAUUCAUGACUCCCACGCAAUUUACAACCCUUGGCCGUCAAGGCAAUGUACCGUCCAUCUUCCCAGAACUCAUUGCCCAUGGAUUCUGCGCUAUGGAGAGGUCAGCAACUGA
This is a messenger RNA of Penicillium digitatum Pd1, 117 nucleotides long. The record is from RefSeq and is a predicted model, not a curated record. NCBI's taxonomy places the organism in Eukaryota, Fungi, Ascomycota, Eurotiomycetes, Eurotiales, Aspergillaceae.